Molecule: messenger RNA, 3269 nt
Organism: Haplochromis burtoni (Burton's mouthbrooder)
Lineage: Eukaryota; Metazoa; Chordata; Actinopteri; Cichliformes; Cichlidae
Product: muscarinic acetylcholine receptor M1
Exons: 6
Coding region: 359-2086 (575 amino acids)
Biological process (GO): adenylate cyclase-inhibiting G protein-coupled acetylcholine receptor signaling pathway; chemical synaptic transmission; G protein-coupled receptor signaling pathway, coupled to cyclic nucleotide second messenger
Cellular component (GO): dendrite; plasma membrane; synapse
Molecular function (GO): G protein-coupled serotonin receptor activity; G protein-coupled acetylcholine receptor activity
Source: RefSeq, a predicted model, not a curated record
UGUAGCAUUUUCCAGAUGAACCGAAUCAACUUUUUGGGAUGGAUGACUGAUCAUGCAUAAAGAUAUAUUCCAUUUAAUUCUCAGUUUGUAUCUUUUUUAGUUCAUAAGGUCAUUUUAUUAUCUGACAGUUUCUUGGUCAGAUCCCUCACAACAUCUUCUAGUUAACGCUAACUUGUAAAAGUACUCUUCUAAAAACCUCCCCUGCAGAAAGAAGCAAAGCUUUGGUCAAAGGCGGAGCUGGAGGAUUCCGUCACUCACCCACUGAACUACAGAAGAAAACUCUACGCUGCAUGAGUAGAGCUAAGUUUCCCAUCAGGAUAUCACAGUAGAUACUGAGACAAGAGUGGGUAGAUGUGUCAUGGUCACAAUGAACCUGACCUCCAGCUCUGAUCCUGUCUACUUCCUUACCAGCAGAUUUCCUGGUAUGAGAGACCAGCCAGAUACCAUCAUCAAAGCUGACUCUGCUAUCUUAGGUGGCUCCUACCAGAGUAUGGGCAAUUCAGCAGAUAACAGAACAUUAAUGCUGCCUCCAGAUGAGUUUAAUCCAUUAGGAGGGCAUACAAUCUGGCAGGUCAUCAUAAUUGUCCUCCUCACUGGAUCACUUUCUCUUGUCACUAUUGUUGGCAACAUCCUAGUGUUGGUGUCAUUCAAGGUAAAUAAGGCACUGAAGACAGUGAACAAUUACUAUCUGCUGAGCCUAGCUUUUGCUGACCUGACCAUUGGAACGCUGUCUAUGAAUCUGUAUACCACCUACAUCAUCAUGGACCAGUGGGCCCUGGGACCAGUUGUUUGUGACCUGUGGCUUGCGAUAGACUAUGUGGCCAGUAAUGCCUCUGUCAUGAAUCUGCUAGUCAUCAGCUUUGACAGGUAUUUUUCUGUAACCAGACCACUGACUUACCGGGCCAAGCGAACAACCAAGCGGGCCAUGACCAUGAUUGGAUUAGCCUGGUCUAUCUCUUUUAUUCUGUGGGCCCCAGCCAUUCUGUUCUGGCAGUACAUCGUGGGUGAGCGGACAGUACAGCCAAACGAGUGCUACAUUCAGUUCUUGUCUGAGCCUAUAAUUACAUUUUGUACAGCUAUUGCUGCCUUCUACUUGCCAGUAACUAUUAUGGCAAUCCUGUUCUGGAAGAUCUAUCAGGAGACAGAGAAGCGAGCUAAAGAUGUACAGGGUCUCAAGGGAUCUGGGUCAGGGAACAACCCAAAUCAGGCUCCACAUGAAAGGGGUAGUAGUGGAAAAAAAGGUGGAGAAAGUACACCCAACAACCAGAAUAUCUCAGCAGCUAUGCUGCACCAGGUGAGGUCCCAAAACUACAGCAGCUAUGGACUAAAUUAUUUGUCUUCUGAGAAGAACAACGCAAGCCUACCAGGAGGCGUAGAAAGUAGAGGGAAAUGCAACAUGUUCUGCUUUGAGAUUUCAUCUCUUCUGCCAGUUCACCAUGCAUCCAAGAGACUAAAUGCCACAUCACCACCAGCAGAACAGAGUAGCUGUGACAGCUUUAACAAUAACGAGGCCUGGGAUUCAGAAGACCAGUCAGGUUCAGAGGCAGAAGUCGAUGCAAGAUCUUCAAAAGAUGGUAAGAAGUCUAGAAAGGGGAAGGAAAACAAGGAAAAAUAUCCCCUGUCUACAAACAUAAGUCCAAGAGGAUCAAAUGCAGCAACCUCCAGUUCUGCUGACCUGUCACCUACAGCUAUCACCAUGAAAGACGCUGCAGUGGCCAAACGCUUUGCCUCCAAGGCCAAGACAGAGAUCAGCAAGCGCAAGAACGAAAAAAAGGCAAAUGAGAAAAAAGCUGCAAGGACACUUAGCGCCAUUCUGUUUGCCUUCAUUACAACAUGGUUACCAUAUAAUAUCAUGGUUUUGGUCAAUACUUUUUGUCAGGACUGUAUCCCUGAAACUCUCUGGGCUCUGGGCUACUGGUUGUGUUAUGUUAACAGCACAGUCAACCCCAUGUGCUAUGCCUUAUGCAACAAGACCUUCAGAACAACCUUUAGAGAUAUUUUAAUGUGUCAGUGGAAUCAAAGGAAGAACAAGCCUCAUUUUUAUCAGAGACAGGCUGUGGCAUUCCAUAAGAAAGACCCCAUGUAGAGUGUGGAUCUUUGUUUAAAGCUGCACUUUCUAAUCCACAAUCAGAGUUGGACGCCUUAACUUUAAUGGAAACAUAAUUAAUUGAAAUUCACCCUCACAAAUAUUUUUGUGUUCUAUUAAUUUAUUUGUGUAGUUAUUAUUGUAGGGUUUUUACAUUACAAUAUAAAGCCCCUUGAGGCAACUGUUGCUGUGAUUUGGUGCUAUAUAUAAAUACAGUUAAUUUGAAUGUUAUUGUAUUCUUGCUUUUUUACCAAGCUACUGUAGUAGAAAAACCUAUCGUCCAAAAUAUUGUAUCUUCAUUGCUUCAUUUGGAAUGGAUAAUUAUCUUCCACAGAUACUCCAAAUAAUCACGUUUCAUGUAUUUAGCGUCAUAUCCAUAAAAAAAACUGGUCACCAGAUAUUACAUAGUAAUACAGAUGAAUCACUAGAAUAUAUCACCUUCAGUGUUUUUGGUGGGUGUAUCUUUACAUUGCCCACAUGUCCAAAUAACUCAUGGAUUAAACAGUUUCUCCACCCUGGGGCCAAAUAAUCAGUUUCAGUGAAAAAACAACUCUCAGUUUAACUUAAAAAAAUAAAAAUAAAAAUAAAAUCUUUAGAAAAUUUAAUAUUUGCAAAGUUUGAGCCCAUAAAAUGACUUUGUGUAAAAUCUCUGACCUUCACUUUGGCACUUCUUUCAUGACACACUGUAUUUUUAUUUGCUGGUCCUAAUAACUACGAUGUUCAAGUAGAUUAAUUUCAGUUUCAUUUAUGAAAUGACAAUCUUGAAGGAUCUAUAAGUUUUCUGGAUUCAAUUCAAAUAAUAAUGUGUAAUAAUACAGAAUGAUACAGGGAAUACGUAUUGAGCAUGCUUACUGAAAUUUAUAUAAUUUUGCAUUGCUUGGGUGUGAUCUUUGAUCCAUUUUUUCACACAAACUGUCUUCAAAUCUUAAAGGUUUCAGAGUGUGAACUUGGAUUUUUAGUUCUUUCCAAAGAUUUAUAAAUGGAUUCAAGGCGGGGCCAUUUCACAAGAUGUAUUUUCUUUCUCCAAUUGAGAAUUUUCUAUCUGUGUGUUUGGGAAUUGUCUUGCACUGUCUACCCUUGUUUAACAUGCAGCAUCAUGGCUGAUGGCAACAGGUCAAGGAUGUCUUGGUACAUCACUCCAUUUAUCCUCCCUUUAGUUACAGUGGGGCAAAAAAGUAUUUAG